Messenger RNA from Cladophialophora carrionii CBS 160.54, 1353 nucleotides. RefSeq lists its product as uncharacterized. The transcript has a single exon. NCBI's taxonomy places the organism in Eukaryota, Fungi, Ascomycota, Eurotiomycetes, Chaetothyriales, Herpotrichiellaceae. Bases 1 to 1353 code for a protein of 450 amino acids. The record is from RefSeq and is a predicted model, not a curated record.
AUGGAGCCUGGAGAGCAGCUGUCCGGUGCGUCGUCGCCGCCGCACGGGGCCCCCAAUCCCGAAUCUUCAGCGAAGGCAAGCGAUGGCGGCGGAUCGCAGCCCGGACGCGGAAACUUCAAGACAAAUGAUCACCGCGCCCGAAGUUCCUGGAUCGAGAGCGGAGCGGUCGAGCUGUAUUGCCAGGCUCUGUUAAGCCGAGCCCAUUUCCUGUUUUUCAACUCGAUACCCGAGGACGUCGAUUUCCGGACGGACCUCUUUAUCCAAGGCAAAGAGACUCUCGAGCAAGCAGAGGCAUUGUGCAUGUCGGAUCGAUACUCCGUCAGCGAGCAACUGAUGGCCAAGUGCUGGUACAUCAGGGGCUUCCUGGCGGAUGUCGGCGGCGACAGGCGCGGCGCGGCGGAUUGCUUCGAGCAAGCCACCAGGCUCGACGCGAACAACAUGUACGCCAAUCUCAAGCGUGUGAGGUGGUACCGACAAUGGCAGGAGAACGGCCAGGAGCUCGGCGACAUGUGGAGUAGCGACAUCGAUCGACCCAGCGAGCGUGGCCGGCCUUUGUUCCACCAUGCCCUUGGCGAGGUCGAGCCGAACGAUGGACUGACGAGGGCGGGGACAUCAAACUCGCAUGAUUCCCGGAAUAGCGCGCUGUUCGACUUCCUCAAACUCGACAUCACGAGUAGACCGCGGCCUCAAGACAGCCGGUCGAGGGAGGCGGCACCAACGCCGCUGCCGCUGCCGCUGCCGCAGCCCACGAUGCCCACGACGCCCACGACGCUCCAUCACUCGCCUCCAAUCGAGACACCACCUCAUGCCCGAGCAUUCGGAGCCGUCGAUCUGUUCAUGAAACAGCUGAUAGAAGAACCUAGCAAGGCCAUACGACGGGCGUCCGAGGAGACUCACAAGAUCUUGAUGCAACAUGUCAAUUCACCCGAGAAGGACGCGUCCCUUCUCGCGGCAGCCAGGGAGGACAGGAGGAGGGCCAUGCAGGAAGCAGCAGCGCGCGAACAGAUCAAGCGGCUGAGAGAACAACUGGAGACGAGGAGGGAAUCGACGGCGAAGAAGACCAUCAGACGGCCGUCCCGCCCCUUGGCCGAUGAAGCUCUCUUGUCAGACACACCGGGCAUUGGAGAGCUGGAUACGCGGUUCACCGUGGGGGAUCGAAGCGCCGGCUCGCCCAUUUCGCCCAUCUCGCCUACGUUGAGGAUCAACACUCGCGGAGUCAGAAAGUCGUCGACGCCCGGCACGCCAUCGUCGGGUCCGUCGGGUCCGUCGGGUCCGUCGAGUCCUUUGAGACAGUCUGCUUUUCCUGUCGACGUGGACGAGGAGGAGGAGGGCCAACAAUCGGUUCCAGACUGA